This is a messenger RNA of Naegleria fowleri, 744 nucleotides long. RefSeq lists its product as uncharacterized. The transcript has a single exon. NCBI's taxonomy places the organism in Eukaryota, Heterolobosea, Eutetramitea, Acrasida, Naegleriidae. The record is from RefSeq and is a predicted model, not a curated record. The coding region runs from base 1 to 744 and encodes 247 amino acids.
AUGAAUCAUAAAGAGGAUGUUACUAAUACACCAAAUGAAAAUGAUGAAUUAUUAGAAAUAUUAAAUACCGAAUCGACACAAGAACAUCAAGAGAGCAAAGAAGAAUUCGAAGAAAAGAAACGAAAAUUAUUAAUUUUAUUGGAUCAAGCGGUGGAAGCGAAAAUGAAAAUUUCGAAGGCAUUCCCUGAAAAAUUAGCCAAAUUUGGAAAUGAUUUAUCAAGAUUUAAUCUUAAUUGGCAUCCAGGUUGGAGAGAACCUGAAAGAUUUAUUCCAGACAUAGACUGUGACCCAUACAGAGGAGCAUGCUCAGUUAGUAGUUGUGCUUGCCAAAUGUUUCAAUCAUGGCCCGUGGGAGAACAAGGAAAUGAACUCUAUGUAUACAAUCCAAAAAUUGUUAAUCCAGAAACAGAAUUAUGCCAAGAGUGUCAUCAUUUGAAAUCUGAUCAUUAUCUCGCAACUAAAGCAGACAAAACCAAGUCGAAAGAAUUUUCUCCAGAGAAUAUGGAAAAGUAUUCAAUUCAAUUUAGUGAUGAUAUUCCUCCAAAACAUCCAAGUGAAAUUCCUACCCAUUUCUUGUCAAGAUUUUAUGAAGAAAAUCCAUUAUACCCAGGAGCAAGCCCAAAUGUGAACAAGUUGAAAUUGCUUGAGGAGACUGAAGCCAAUGACAAAAAGAAAAGAAUGUCAUCAAUGGAUGUUGACGAUGGAUUGGAAGAUGAGGAUGAUCCGCUGGCUGAUGAACUGUAA